Molecule: messenger RNA, 875 nt
Organism: Lontra canadensis (Northern American river otter)
Lineage: Eukaryota; Metazoa; Chordata; Mammalia; Carnivora; Mustelidae
Gene: NAA50
Product: N-alpha-acetyltransferase 50, NatE catalytic subunit
Exons: 5
Coding region: 305-814 (169 amino acids)
Biological process (GO): mitotic sister chromatid cohesion
Cellular component (GO): NatA complex
Molecular function (GO): acyltransferase activity, transferring groups other than amino-acyl groups
Source: RefSeq, a predicted model, not a curated record
UGAAAGGUCAGAGCGCGGCGGCGGGUCUGGCUGGCGGCGGCGGCGGGCGAGAGUGGAUAGCCCGGUGUGCACGUGUGGAGAAGCGGCGGCACAGCGCGGCGGCGGGAGACACCCCCGCCCCCUCCGGAGACGCAGGGCUGCGAUUGACUCUCGCGGCCUCCGUCACCCGCUCAGCUCCCUUCCCUAGGCGGGGAGGCCGGCUUGUGGGGGUUGAGUGGCCCGAGCUGAGGGCGCGGAGAGCUCAGGGCGGAGACGACAACGGCGUUGAUACCGGUGGUAACAACGGCCUCAGCAGGCGGGGAAGAUGAAAGGUAGCCGGAUCGAGCUGGGAGAUGUGACACCACACAAUAUUAAACAGUUGAAGAGACUAAACCAGGUCAUCUUUCCAGUCAGCUACAAUGACAAGUUCUACAAGGAUGUGCUGGAGGUUGGCGAGCUAGCAAAACUUGCCUAUUUCAAUGAUAUUGCAGUAGGUGCAGUAUGCUGUAGGGUGGAUCAUUCACAGAAUCAGAAGAGACUUUACAUCAUGACACUAGGAUGUCUGGCACCAUACCGAAGGCUAGGAAUAGGAACUAAAAUGUUAAAUCAUGUCUUAAACAUCUGUGAAAAAGAUGGCACUUUUGACAACAUCUAUCUGCAUGUCCAGAUCAGCAAUGAAUCAGCAAUUGACUUCUACAGGAAGUUUGGAUUUGAGAUUAUUGAGACAAAGAAGAACUACUAUAAGAGGAUAGAGCCUGCAGAUGCUCAUGUGUUGCAGAAAAACCUCAAAGUCCCUUCUGGCCAGAAUGCAGAUGUGCAAAAGACAGACAACUGAACAAAUUAGAAAUGAACUUUCUUGCACUUGCUUGUCGCCAAAUAAAAGAGAAGCCCAUUGA